CCUGUAUAAAUAGCCUUCUUCUACCCUUCCCCAUCCCACGCAGAAACACAACUUAUCUCAGUUUCUUCUUCUGUUCCUUUUUUAUAGCAUUACAUUUUUAAAAAAUGGCUUCUUUUGCUCUUCAUUGUGUUCUGAAACUGUUCCUUUUAGUCUCUGUCUUCCAUGUCUCUUUUGCUGCUAGAAUGCUCAAUGAGCUAGUGCAAGAUCAGUCUCAGCUCUUGAGUUACCACAAUGGUCCUCUUCUUUCUGGUAAAAUCUCCAUCAACCUCAUCUGGUAUGGCAAAUUCAAGCCAUCCCAGAAAGCCAUUAUCUCAGAUUUUAUAACGUCAUUGUCAACUCCAUCUUCCCAAAAUGACCAGCCCUCUGUUGCUGCCUGGUGGAAAACCACCGAGAAAUACUACCACCUCGCGACUUCCAAAAAGUCUACCCUUUCCAUUGCUUUGGGCAAGCAAAUACUAGAUGAGACAUACUCGCUAGGAAAAUCACUCGCAAACAAACAGAUUGUUCAGUUGGCUUCAAAGGGUGAUCAAAUGAAUGCUAUUAAUGUUGUCCUCACAGCUUCUGAUGUUGCCGUUGAAGGGUUUUGCCUCAGUAGAUGUGGGACUCAUGGGUCUGCUUCUGGAUCCCAAACUGGUCACAUCAAGGGCAAGAACUACAAAUUUGCCUAUAUUUGGGUUGGUAAUUCGGAGACUCAAUGCCCUGGUUACUGCGCCUGGCCAUUCCACCAGCCAAUCUACGGACCACAGAGCCCACCCUUGGUUGCGCCCAACAACGAUGUGGGUCUUGAUGGCAUGGUAAUCAACUUGGCCAGCCUUUUGGCUGGGACUGCCACAAACCCAUUUGGAAAUGGAUACUUCCAGGGUCCAAAAGAGGCACCACUGGAGGCAGCAUCAGCUUGCACUGGGGUUUAUGGUAAAGGGGCUUAUCCGGGUUAUGCAGGAAACUUAUUGGUGGAUUCUACUACUGGUGCUAGCUACAAUGCGAAUGGAGAUAAUGGUAGGAAGUACUUGCUUCCUGCUUUGUAUGAUCCUUCAACAUCUUCUUGUUCAACUUUGGUCUAAAAAUGUUGAAGGUAGUGGGAGUAGGAUUUAUCAUUCUUAGAUUAACAUCAUUAGUGGAAUUAUAUACGCUACACAUAUAUAGAGACUGCGAGAGACGUUGUACGUAA
Hevea brasiliensis (rubber tree) is the source of this 1168-nucleotide messenger RNA. Its product is annotated as protein PHOSPHATE-INDUCED 1. NCBI's taxonomy places the organism in Eukaryota, Viridiplantae, Streptophyta, Magnoliopsida, Malpighiales, Euphorbiaceae. Bases 105 to 1061 code for a protein of 318 amino acids. The transcript has a single exon. The record is from RefSeq and is a predicted model, not a curated record.